Molecule: messenger RNA, 903 nt
Organism: Diaporthe citri
Lineage: Eukaryota; Fungi; Ascomycota; Sordariomycetes; Diaporthales; Diaporthaceae
Exons: 3
Coding region: 1-903 (300 amino acids)
Biological process (GO): translation
Cellular component (GO): cytosolic large ribosomal subunit; ribosome
Molecular function (GO): structural constituent of ribosome; RNA binding
Source: RefSeq, a predicted model, not a curated record
AUGGCCCCCGGCCCGUCGCCCGAGCAAAUAGAGGAGUUUAAGAACCCCAAGAAGCGAGCAGAAGAGAGGAAAUUCCAGCUUCCCAGCAAUAGAUACCAAUACCACCCGCCCAAAUUCCGCCGCGGCGCCCUCCACCCCGUACAAUCGCCGCCGUCCUCCGACCCGAUCGCGCGCGACUUCCAGGCCGGGCCGUUCUACCUCCCCCGCCUCAAGGAGACGUGGCAGACGACCAUCGCGCCGGACCUGCUGGCGCUAACGUACGAGCACAAGCCCCCCGGGACGGCCAAGGGCCCGAUCGGGCAGCGGCUGCGGGCGUGGGACGACUCGUCGCCCUACCACAAGAACCGUCCCCUUCGGGGCCCCCGCGGCAGCACGGGCGCGCUGAGGCCGGUGGAGCGGGACAUCGACUUCCGGACGGUCCCCGAGCUGCUGGCGGUGACGCUGUCGACGUACGUGCCGCAGGGCGUCAGGGAGCCGACGUACCUGCUCGCGGCGCGGGCGGCGCUGCAGGCGGUGACGGGGGCGCGGACCGAGAUCACGCGCGUCAAGCACGGCGUGUCGCAGUUCGGGGUGAGCAAGGGCCAGACGGCGGGCGCCAAGGUCACGGUGUGGGGGGAGCAGGCGUACGAGCUCAUGGACAAGAUGGUCCACCUCGUCUUCCCCAAGAUCAAGGAGUGGCCCGGGGUGCCGGGGAGCACGGGCGACGAGUCCGGGAACGUGUCGUGGGGGUUCGAGCCCGACCAGUUCGCGCUGUUCCCCGAGAUCCAAGCUAACUAUGACGCCUACCCUGCAAAGAUGAUCCCCGGAUGCCGAGUUAACGUCCAGACCACUGCCAAGUCCAACCGGCACGCUCGCUUGCUCAUGCAGGCCCUGGGAGUACCGUUCGACGGCGAAUUCAAGUGA